AUGCCCAAGACUGCUCUGCUCAUUGUCGAUGUGCAAAACGACUUCCUAGACGGCGGCGCUCUUGCCGUACCACAUGCAGAGGAAAUCAUACCUGUCAUCCAGCGCUUGCUCAACCAUCCAUUUGACCAAAUCAUUGCUACGCAAGACUGGCAUCCCCGGAACCACGUCUCAUUCGCUGCGAACCACAAGGGAGAUAUGCAGAGUGUGCGUGUGACCUACAAGAAUGAUGCUGCGAAGACCUACACACAACGGCUCUGGCCAGUCCACUGCGUACAAGGCACCCACGGAGCGGACUUACAUCCAGAAAUAGCCCGUCUACCUCUCACCAAGAUUGUGCAGAAGGGCUACAAUGCCGAUGUUGACUCUUACUCUGCCUUCUCCGAUUGUUUGGGCAUCGAGGAGACUGGACUCGAGCAGUACCUACAGGAGCACAACAUUCGUCGCAUCCUUUGUGUCGGCAUCGCGGAAGACUAUUGCGUCUUCGAAACUGCACUUGCUGCAGGCCAGCGUGGCUUCGAAACUGCAGUGCUGCGAGAAGGUGUGAAAGGCAUUGAAGAGAUGAGCGGUGAGAAGCAAACUAGCCUUGCAAAUGCCAAAAUCCGCUACGUCACAAGAGCUGAUGUGGCAGAGUUUCUCAGGGACGGCUGCGCGACACAGGCCUAG
This is a messenger RNA of Protomyces lactucae-debilis, 663 nucleotides long. Its product is annotated as Isochorismatase-like protein. Bases 1 to 663 code for a protein of 220 amino acids. Lineage: Eukaryota; Fungi; Ascomycota; Taphrinomycetes; Taphrinales; Protomycetaceae. The record is from RefSeq and is a predicted model, not a curated record. The transcript is spliced from 2 exons.